Messenger RNA from Candidozyma haemuli, 831 nucleotides. RefSeq lists its product as uncharacterized. The transcript has a single exon. The record is from RefSeq and is a predicted model, not a curated record. NCBI's taxonomy places the organism in Eukaryota, Fungi, Ascomycota, Pichiomycetes, Serinales, Metschnikowiaceae. The coding region runs from base 1 to 831 and encodes 276 amino acids.
AUGCCUACAGUCAUCAUUUCUCAUCGACUGUCGCUUGUGGGGUGCUUGGUGGCGGCAGCACUUCGACUUUACUUCCAAGCACGGAACUUGAAGAUCAUCGUGGUGGAAUCGCUAGAUACGAGUUUCACCAGCCAGCCAUUCUGUGGGAUAAGCACGAUUUCGAACCAGAGACUCGCUUAUAAUGCGUUUCUCCAACGAGCCUUCUUUCAGGGCUUGUUGGCGCCGUCGUUGACGUUCCUAGAGUCUAUCCAGAUCCACAACUCUCCUCUGUCGAGACCAGAGUUCCCCAAUUCCCAGCAUAAGGUGCUUGCCAGCUUGGGACUGCCGGCUCAGUUCCUUGCUCUCGUGUACCAUCCACAAGUACUACUCAAUUCGCUACGCCAGUCGCUUUCAGCGGAUCCGCUGAUAACGUUUCUCUCGGUGCUGGACCGUGGCGCCAUAGCACAGCUCCAGGGCGACUGCUACAUCAACUUCUCGCCGGGCGAGUAUAACAACAAAACGGAGAAUUUGGAUCUUGCUGCCCAUUCAUGUCUAUUUCCAAUGGAGCUCAGGCAGCAGCUGGUGCUGCUGCUGCUGCAACAGGCUCCGCCCAUGCUAUGGCUCCCAUCGUUUAAAGCCUCUACUCAAAUGUUCGAGGCCAUUUUCACCAGCACGGCGUCGUCCACGCGAGCCAGUCUAAACAUCGAAGUGCAUUCGGUCAACCUCAACAUCCACGAAAACAGCUUCGCCUCGCGGUACGACCUCAACCACGGCAUCAAGGCCUGUGACUAUGUUCUCCAGCUCAUGGAGUCGCUAGCCACGCGUCUUGGCCUCGUUCCUUCUCGUCUAUAG